UAAAAAACUAGUUAAUUACUUAAUUCUCAUUAUAGUUAAAGUUAAGUAUAUUAAUUUCAUUGUUAGUAAAAAAACAGGUUGUACACAAAACUAGUUAAUUCACUAGUUAAUUUGAUUAAAGUAAACUUUAAAAUACUAAUUUGCUAUAACUCCAAUUUUUUAUUAAUAUAUUUUUAUUAAAAUAUUUGUUGCAAUUUAAUAUUUGUUACAUUUUUUAGAUGGAUCGUCCUAGAUAUUCGGUUGAUAUGGGUAACCUCGAGCGCAACCGAACGAAAGAGCUUGCGAGGAAGAGAUCCCGCAAAGGUAAAUCACACAUCGGCUCUUCAUCUCAAAGUCGAGACGAUUUUGAUACGGGUUACACAAGGAGGAAUGGGGAUGCGAUGACCGACGAACAACUAGAACAAGAAUUGCAUCGACAUAAUUCCCGUUUUUUUUCCAAAACCAACCGAGGACCAUUGACGAAGAAGAGCUCGAGGACGACGAUGUGGAGGAAGUAAUUCCGGAGAGCCACGACGAGGAGGAGGAGGAAUGGAGGAUGGCGGCAGCCACGAUGCUGACGAGCCUGCCUCAUCCCAAACCGGUACGAAAAAAAGUAAAUCUGAACAAAUGGCUAAUAAUUUUUCUAAGUGGAAGGACCCGAACAUCGGGAAUUGGACCGCAACUUGCAAUUGGUGCAAGAAAAACUAUAGCUUGGAGAUUUCCGGCGGAUACGGAUCCGCCACAAGACAUCCUAAGUCCAAACACCCGGUGGAGUAUGCAAAAUUAGGCGGCGGAACGGGGAAGUAAACUCAAAUAUCGAAGUUUGCAAAUAACCAACAAGUUUUUGGUAAUUUCUCAUACAAUGAUGCACAAAAUUUGACUGGUAUGGCUAACUUACUUGUUUGAAGAAAAUUUGCCUUAUUUAUUUUCUGAAAGUCUUGCUUUUCCUGAUUAUGCACAAACUUGUUUAAAUCCACAAUAUAGAGGUUAUAGUCGUAAAACGGUUAAGAAAGAAAUUUCAAGGCUUUAUGGUGCGGAAAAGGUAAGGUUACAAAAUUAUUUUGCAAACUUUGAUGGACGUGUUACUGUAUGUUCUGACAUAUGGGAGGAUACUUAUCAUAAUUUACAUUAUUUAGGUCUGACUGUACAUUAUAUUGAUAAUGAUUGACAUAUGCAUAAACGUGUUCUUGCUUUCCGUGAAUUUAAUGAUCGUUGCAUAAUUCCGGAGAGCCACGACGACGAGGAGGAGGAGGGUGGCGGCAGCCACGACACCGACGAGCAUGCCUCAUCCCAAACCGAAGAUGAUGAUUUUGACGUACUAAACUGGUGGAAGAGAAAAGAAAGAAUGUUCUCGGUUUUAGCAAAGAUGGCUAAGCAAGUGCUAUCAAUGCCGGUUUCAACAGUUGCCGUGGAACAAGAAUUUAGUUCGACCGACAAUGUCCUAACGCAAUGUAGAACGAGGUUGAGCGCAGAAUCUCUUGAGAUGCUUAUAUGCUACCACGAUUGGUUGAAAGCGG
Molecule: messenger RNA, 1496 nt
Organism: Cuscuta europaea
Lineage: Eukaryota; Viridiplantae; Streptophyta; Magnoliopsida; Solanales; Convolvulaceae
Source: the annotation of a GenBank genome assembly